UCAGUGGGCGUUUAUGAGGUCAGAUUUCAUGUGUGUGUUGUAGUUUCACUUCCUGCUCGAGAUGAAAACACAUUACGUUUCUGCGCACUUUUAACAUAACUCACGCGCUUUCAUUUUCUCUUUUUCAAAGUGAUGUGUUUAAAAACUUCGCAAAGCUUCCAUUGAAAUGUCACGUGUCGUGUUUGUGAAGCUGAAGUGACUCCGUUCGGUGCCCGCGAGCGUCUGGAGAUCUUCACGCGACGGAUCGCCUCCUGAUGUCACACAUGUGAACCUUCACUCUGGAUUUACGUUCGCACUGAACCGGUUCUGAUGAUGGACUCUUGUAAAGGAAGUCCAGUGUCGUAUGUGAAGCUUCUGAGGGUCCACCGGGAGCUUCUGGUGGGUCAGGUGAAGAACACACAGUGUCUGCUGGACAAUCUGCUCAUGAACAACUUCAUCUGUACUGAAGACAGAGAGAUCAUACAGAGAAGCACCACCAAAACUGACCAGGUGCGCAGUAUUCUGGAGUUGGUUCAGAGUAAAGGAGAAGAAUGUUCUGCAUAUCUCAUCCAUGUUCUUCAUGAGGCAUAUGAUGCUUAUAUUGACCUGCGGUCGUGGUUCCUUGAUAUUCACUACAGUCCAUUAGAAUCUAUAAGAGACGUUCCUGUGAUCAACACAGACCCCAUCAGCAGGUACUGUGAGAAGCUGAGGGGUGAACUGGGAAGAGACACUCAGUUCAUCACGUCUUACUCGAGGAGUGAAGACACACGUCUGGAGGAUCUGUACACGGACACACAGAUGGAGCUGCUGAGUGACAACGGUGAAAGUUUGGGCUUCAUACAGGAUCUGAACCACCUGUUAGGAGAUCAGGGAGUCUUCAACCAGCAGGCCGAGACCAUCUUCAUCACAGGCGACGCUGGCGUGGGUAAAUCCAUCCUGCUUCAGAAGCUUCAGAAUCUGUGGUCCAGGAGAGAGCUGAACACCUGCGGCAAGUUCUUCUUCAAAUUCCGCUGUAGGAUGUUCAGCGCUUUCAAAGAAACGGACGAGAUCUCGCUGAAGGAGCUCAUCUUCAAACACAACUGCUAUCCGGAUGUAGACCCCGAUGAUGAAGUCUUCGCCUACAUCUUAAGAUUCCCGGAGACGGUGCUUUUCACCUUCGAUGGAUACGACGAGAUCCAAAUGGACUUCCACUUGGAUAACGUACCCGAGGUGGUGUCACCGGAGGAUAAGACGCACCCGCUUCUUCUCCUCAUGAAUCUGCUCUGUGGUAAACUGUUGAGAGGUUCCCGCAAGGUUCUGACGGCGCGGACAGGCACUGAGGUCCAGCGCAGAGUGAUCAGGAAGAAGGUUUGUCUGCGAGGGUUCUCGCCAGAGCACCUGAGGACGUACACGGCUCUGCAUUUCCCAGAGACGGAACAUAUGACGCUGGUGAGCGUGCAGCUGGACGCGAACCCUCAUCUGUGCGGCCUCUGCUCCAUCCCGCUCUUCAGCUGGAUCAUCCUAAAGACCUUCAGACAUUUUCUCUCUGUUUAUGACACCUUGCAGUUACCCGACUCCUGCAUCACCCUCACCAACGUGUUCCUGCUCCUCUCCGAGGUGUUCUUGGGUCGCGCGACUGCUCGGCCGGGUCUCCUGAAGCGCAGCACCAGGUGUCCUGCCGACACCUUUAAAUCGGGUGAAGCAAAGCUUUGGGCCUUUGCUAGACUGGCUCUGCAUGGUCUGGAGCGAGGGGGAUUUGUGUUCGGUGUGGAAGAGGUGAUGUCCUGCGGGUUGGACGAGAAAGACCUUCAGUUCGGCUUCCUGAGGCCCGUCUCUCACUACGACACCUUUGGAGGAUCCGCUACCUUCGAGUUUCUCCACGUGACCCUGCAGGCGUUCCUCGCUGCUUUUUGUCUGGUGAUGGACACGAACAUCACAGCCGAUGCUAUUCUGAGGUUCUUCUCCAGAUGUGAAUACAAACACAAGUCCCGUUCCUCUUGUUUCUCGUGUAUGGGAAGAUCACGGCCCAGAGAGAAGGACCCGUUUCAGACAAACGAACACUUUCAGUUUGCUAACCUCUUUCUGUGCGGCCUCUUGUCCAAACCCAACGCCGCGCUCCUGGAGCAUCUGGUCCCACCGUUCACGCUGAAGAAAAAACGGAAGACACUGAAGUCAUACCUGUCUAACAGCGUGAGGACGCAUCUGAAGGGUCUGCCUCGAUACCCAUCCACGGACAUCCAGGGUUACAAAGUGCACGCCAUGCCCAACUUCAUGUGGAUGUUGCGCUGUAUAUUUGAGACCAACAGCGAGGAAGUGGCCCAGAUGACGGCCAACGGCAUAUCGGCAGAUUAUAUAAAGAUCGCAUUCUGUAACAUUUACUCGGCGGACUGCAGCGCGCUCAACUUUGUGCUGCACCACCGGAAGAAGCAUCUGGGGGUCGACAUGGACAACAACAACAUCAGUGAUUAUGGUGUGAAACAGCUGACACAUUCCUUCAGUAAAAUGACCGUGGUAAGAUUGUGUGUGAAUCAGCUUACGGACAGCAGCAUCGAGGUUCUGGCUAAGGAACUCAUCACACAUAAAGUCAUCAAGGUUCUGGGUCUUUACAAGAAUCACAUCACAGACGUUGGAGCCAAACUGAUAGCAGAGAUGAUUGAAGAAUGUCCUCAUCUUCGCAUUGUCAAACUUGGCUGUAACAACAUCACAUCUUUAGGUGGGACACAUCUCGCCAGAGCAAUUCACAAGAGCAAAUCCAUCUUUGAUGUGGGAAUGUGGGGUAAUUCCAUCGGUGACGGGGGGGCAGAGGCUUUCGCUGAGGCUUUAAAGAAUCACCCCAGCCUGACAAACCUCAGUCUCUCUGCCAACGAUAUCACGUCUCGGGGUGGACGAAGUUUGGCUAAAGCUCUGAAGGAGAACACAAGCCUAAACAUCUUCUGGCUGAUACAGAAUAAAAUCUGUGAUGAUGCCGCGUCUGAUCUUGCCGAUGCGUUCAGGACGAACUCCGCACUGACCCAUCUGAUGUUAAUAGAAAACCAGCUGACCGUUCACGGAGCCAGACAGCUUUCUGAUGCGCUCUCCAUCAACACUACACUGAAAGAAGUCAAUGUUAAAGGAAACCGAAUCUCUGAAACAGAAGAAAAACUCUUUCAGGCAGAAAAGAGGCUUCGCUUCCGCUGAGAAGAGAAACGGCAUAAAACAGACUGAAAACACACGAUCUCACACACAUGGACGGCUACACUGUAUUGUUCUCUUUCAUUAUAAUCUCACAUGUGGAUUUAUACACUAUCAAAGACACAAUGAACUUGCACUUGAAUCAGGGCUGGACAAUAUAAAAAACCCUUUCAUUGUUUUCUUUUCGCAUUUGGUUUGAACCCAAUUUUUUGUAAUGCUAUCUGUGAAAACCCAACAUAUGUUACAUAUUCCAAUACGUUUUAUGUACGGUUUUAAUAAUAAAUUAAGCUGGGUUCAAGCCCUUUCAAGGUCAGUUUUUAUUUCGUUCAUAACUUUAAUGUAACAAAAGUUAAGUCUGCUGAGCAAUAUCUUUUUCAGCAACGGAAUUUAGAAAACCUUUUUUAAAGAGAAGCGAUGAAAAUAAAAGCACAACAGUCAAGUAUUUGUAACAUUAAUAACAUUAAAAAAAUUAACAUUAAUAACUAAAAACAUUUCCUAGUGUUGAAAUCUAUAAAAAAUACUGAAUGAAACCGUUAGAAUAAAUCAGAAGUAAUUCAAAGUAAAUCAAUUUUAACCUGAGCUUUUGUUAUAUAAGAGGUCAUCGUUACUGAAAUGACAACUUUUAUUGACACCAGGCAGUCCUGGAAUGUACCUAUCAAUGAUGUCAUUGAUUGAUAGAUUGAACACCACCUCCACAGAUGAAUAUCAAUGACUAUUGACGAUGUUGUAAUGUUUUUCAAUGUAAAAAUCACUUGAACGUCAUUAGCUUUCCUAUGGCUCAGUGGUUAGAGGAUGACACUCGCAACGUCAAGGUCAUGGGUUGGAUCCCUGGGGAUUGCACAUACUUGGAAACAAAUAUAUAGGAUAAUGCAAUGUAAGUCGAUUUGGAUAAAAGCCUUUACCAAAUGUGUAAAUGGAAGUACAACAGUUUUAAAUAAUAAAAAAGGCCAGUUCAUGACACCUUUAAAAAGAAGGAGAGCACUGUAAGGAGCACUAAGAGCAUUACUACACAACGAGACUAGCAAACGUUACCCUGAAGAGAGGACAGCUGGUUAGUGGUGCAGUCAGUUUUUCGAUGUUUAUGGACAUUUAGCAUCUGAACUUUUGAUAACUUGCAUGUUUCACGGUCGCAGAGAUGUAAUGAGCAGCUGCUCACCAGGAGACAGUGAGCUACGCCAUCUCACCAUAACAUUGUAUAAAGAACGCAUCACAGAAAGAAAAGCUUCACAGUCAUUUCUGCUCCAGAGGUUUGAAUGAGACACUAUGAAAAUAUCUCUGUCUCAUCUCUCUCAUACUGACGAGUCAUGAGACGAGGACGGAAUU
Messenger RNA from Triplophysa dalaica, 4452 nucleotides. It is a transcript of the gene nod1, whose product is annotated as nucleotide-binding oligomerization domain containing 1. The record is from RefSeq and is a predicted model, not a curated record. Gene Ontology annotation, biological process: regulation of apoptotic process. NCBI's taxonomy places the organism in Eukaryota, Metazoa, Chordata, Actinopteri, Cypriniformes, Nemacheilidae. Gene Ontology annotation, molecular function: protein binding. The transcript is spliced from 11 exons. The coding region runs from base 310 to 3135 and encodes 941 amino acids.